Molecule: messenger RNA, 8466 nt
Organism: Elgaria multicarinata webbii
Lineage: Eukaryota; Metazoa; Chordata; Lepidosauria; Squamata; Anguidae
Gene: IGDCC4
Product: immunoglobulin superfamily DCC subclass member 4
Exons: 20
Coding region: 12-3851 (1279 amino acids)
Biological process (GO): cell-cell adhesion; neuron migration; axon guidance
Cellular component (GO): plasma membrane; cell surface; axonal growth cone
Molecular function (GO): protein binding
Source: RefSeq, a predicted model, not a curated record
GGAAGGCUUACAUGGCGCUGGAGGGACUGCUUGGCCUCGCCGCUCUCGCCUUGACCUUGGCCGUGGAAGUGGAACUAUCUCGAGGGCAUUCUUUGGAGCUGAGCUGUGGCCCUGGGCCUGGCCAAGUGAUACUACAACCGAAUCAAACGCUGGAGUUGGGCUGCAAUCUGGCUCCUGUUGAGCAGGUCCUCAACAUUACCUGGAAGAAGAAUGGGCUUCCACUAGCGAAAGAGGAAAACCUUCGUGUCCUCCCCAAUGGAUCUUUGUCCAUAUCUUCAACCCAACUGCUUUCAGAGGAGGGCAGCCCUCCAGACGGCAGCAGCGUGGAGGGAAACUACACCUGCGUCUCUCAUGGCACCUUUGGCUCCGUUGCUGGACAAACGGUUGUGCUUCGUGUGUCGACUUUGUCUCAAUUUUUUCAACAUCCAGAGUCCCAAACUGUGGUAGAAAAUGGCAUGGCCCACUUUGAGUGUCGGAUUGAAGGACUACCUCCUCCAGUGAUCAUGUGGGAGAAGGAUGGUGUGGAUGUGCCUUCUGAACCCAGAUUUAUCGUUCUCCCAAAUGGUGUCCUUCAAAUCAUAGAUGUGAAGAAAAAUGACGCUGGGGUGUACCGUUGCGUGGCCAGCAACGGUGCGAGGAAGCACUACAGUUCUGGAGCAGUUCUCAGCCUCUUGGAAGGUCAUCAGCUGCCAGUGACCGAGGACGUGUCCAUUGUUGCUGCUCCAGAGAACGCCACCGUGGUGGCAGGAGAGAGUGCCGUGAUGGAGUGCAUGGCCUCCGCCACUCCCACCCCGUUUGUCUCCUGGAUACGGGAGGAUGGGAACCCUAUUUCCACAGAGGUGAUUGUGUUGGGGCGGACUAAUCUCCUGAUUCCUCAUGCCCAGCUUCAUCACGCAGGGGUCUACGUUUGCCGCGCCAAUAAACCCCAGACCAGGCAGUUUGUGACUGCUGCAGCUGAGCUCCGAGUCCUUGCUCCUCCUACCAUCUCCCAGGCUCCUGAAACCAUUUCCCGCACCCGAGCCAGCACCGCCCGGUUUGCCUGCAAAGCGGAAGGCGAGCCGUCUCCCAGCAUCCACUGGAUGAAGAACGGGGAGCCUCUUCUGUCCAAAGGACGAGUGAAGAUCCAGAGCAGCGGCGCGCUGGUGAUCAACCAGAUUGGGUUGGAUGACGCCGGCUACUACCAAUGCGUGGCGGAAAAUCACCUGGGCAUGGCGUGUGCCACGGCCAGGCUGGAGGUGAUUGUGCGGGAAGGCCUGCCCAGCGCUCCUAAGAGGGUGUCGGCUAGUUCUCUCUCCAGCACAACAGUCUUGGUCUCCUGGGAACGGCCAGAGUUCAACAGCGAGCAGAUUAUUGGCUUCUCUCUGCAUUACCAGAAAGCUUUGGGCACCGACAACGUGGAGUACCAGUUUGCGGUGAAUAACGACACGACCGAGUUUCAGGUCAAAGACCUGGAGCCCAGCACCAGCUACAUUUUCUACGUGGUGGCAUACUCGCAGCUUGGAGCCAGCCGGACCUCCUCUUCCAUAAAUGUGCAGACUCUGGAGGACGUUCCCAGCGCGGCUCCUCAGCUUUCCCUUUCAAGCACGACUCCGACUGACAUCAAGGUGACUUGGCUGCCUCUCCCUCCGGAACUGAGCAACGGGAGGAUCACCAAAUACAAAAUUGACUACGCCCCACUCAAGGAAGACCUGAUUUCCUCAACCAAGGUCGGCGCCAAUGAGACACAACUCACCCUUUAUGCCCUGCACCCGAAUAAAGUCUACAAAGUGCGGAUUGCGGCAAGCACCAGCGUGGGCUUUGGAGCCUCUUCUGAGUGGACACAGCAUCGUACCCCAGAUAGAGACAACCAGACUCACGUUCCGUUUGCCCCAACUGAGUUAAGAGUCCAAGCAAAAAUGGAAUCCCUCUUGGUGAGUUGGCAACCUCCAGCCAACCAUGCCCAGAUUUCAGGCUACAAACUCUACUACCGAGAAGUGGCGACAGAGGAGACCAGUGAGGAGCCCCCCUCCGAAGGCACUGGUGAUGGCCCUUGGGAUGUUGGGCCGAUAAAGCUGAAAAAGAAAAUCAAGCAACAUGAAUUGACACAGUUAGUUCCUGGGCGGCUCUACGAGGUGAAGGUGGUGGCGUUCAAUAAGCAUGAAAAUGGCUACGCGGCGGUGUGGAAGGGCAAAACGGAGAGAGCGCCUGUAACAGCAGCAGACCCCCCGGUGCAGAAGGGCCCACCGUUGCCCCCGGCCCACGUCUAUGUAGAAUCCAACAGUUCCACGUCAAUUUGGCUGCGGUGGAAGAAACCCGACUUCACCACUGUGAAGAUUGUCAAUUACACCGUGCGAUUCAGCCCCUGGGGGCUGAAAAACGCCUCGCUUGUGACUUACUACACGAGCUCUGAUGAAGACAUCCUCAUCAGCGGGCUAAAGCCAUUCACCAGAUACGAGUUUGCAGUGCAGUCAAAUGGCGUUGGCAUGGAUGGGCCAUUUGGGAACGUGGUGGAAUGGUUCACCCUCCCAGACAGGCCAUCAACUCCUCCCUCCGAUUUGCGGUUGCACCCGAUCAACCCGUAUGCUGUUCAGGUUCACUGGUGCCCCCCCUCCGAACCCAAUGGCAUAAUCGUGGAGUACGUCAUCUUGUACAAUGCCAACCACACUCAGCCAGACGAGAUGUGGACUCUACUGACAAAAGAAGGUAAUAUAUUUAGCACUGAAGUUCACGGGCUGGAGAGCGACACCAGGUAUUUCUUCAAGAUGGGAGCGAAAACGGCCGUCGGGUCAGGGCCGUACUCCACCGUGAAGGACGUGCAAACCUUGCGGGAGAAAUUCUCAGAUAUGCUGGACGUUCACUCUGUCACGGGGAUCAUCGUGGGAGUCUGCUUGGGGUUGCUGUGCGUCCUCUUCUGCAUGUGUGCUAGCUUUCGCAACAACAAACCGAGGGAGUCUGUGCCAGGUCUGGAUUCCCAAGCAGCCGGGAACCACGCGUACUAUCACCGGAGCCGGCAAGCGCCACCGCUUCCUGUGACCCCCUCUAACUCCCACGAACUGGAGUCCCUCAUGACCCCGAUCUCUGACGACGCUCCCUCGCCGCCGACAGACGUCAUGGAACUGAGUGAAGCGCAGGGCCUCAUCCACGACAGUGCUCUUGAUGGCAGCAUGGGCUACGUCAAACAGAAGCCUCCUUGGGAGAAACCGCUGACCAGCUGGGCAAAUAGCAUUGCUAGCUAUGGAGACCCAGUUCCAAAGGAGCCCACCAUGGCUCUGAACGGAUCGUUGAAGAUGGCGCCCAACGGGGGCCAAAAGCUCCUGUUGCAAGCUCUGGUUUAUGAGGUCGUUACGAACGAAGUGAGCAAGGAGCACGCGCCCAGCAGCUUCAACCAGAUGGAAGCAGAGGUCAUUGUCCAUUCCGAUUUCUUGGCCUCCGACCGAGAUUGUGACUCUCAGUUUCACAUGCUGGCCUCAGAAGUGGCUCUCUCUGAGGACUGUGACCCUGAACACCUCCCCACAGAGGACCUGUCUCAAGGGGUUGCUCCCAGCUCCCCUAAGAGACUCAGCAAAGAAUCCCAGGACCAAGCAGGCGGCGUUGAGACCCCCGGCGCCUUGCGAAGAACUGACCGGCAGGCUCACAAAAUGGCUGCCAGGUCUCUAGAGAUGGCCACUGGCUUCCUCAAGGCUGGUGAAAGCCUGGACUCUGUGGGGAGUGGGGACUCCGGCUCCCUUCAGGAAGGGGGAGAGAACACGCAGUCGAGCUCAUGCGAUGCCUUCACCACCGGCCAGCCUCGAGCCCUCCUGUGCAGCGGCCUCUCUCGUAUCGUCAGUUCUCCCUCCAUGUUUGAGAACAUGGCCUGCGUCCACCAUCUUUGAAGAGAGCGCUGAUUAAACCCGUGACCACAGCAGAGCUAGAAGUAAUAUAAUCCCUUUUCCGUAAGGCUUAGCCCAUGAUGCUACUAAACAGACCCACAACUCACAGUUUGAAGGGGGUACAGCGGAGCCUCCACAAAGUUUUGACUAAAGAGACCUCCCUGCUCCCCCCCCCCAAGUAUUUUGCCGUUGUUUGGGGAGCCCAGAGGCUGUUUUCCCCCCUGGCCUCGUGGGUCAUUUCUCUCCCCAUGCCUCCUGCAAUCUCCACUCUGCAGAGAGGCUGCUGAGAGCCUAGCAAACUUUUUGCCAAGGGGCGCAAGGCAAGGCCCUCCUCAGGUCAUUCCCCUCCGGCCUGCACCAUCCCACGCUGCCGCCCUGUGGUGGCUGCCGUGCAGCCAGUCACCGUAGGGGAAAUGCCUUGAUUGUCCCAUGGGACUUGCAUGGUGGACCUUGGGCCAUCAGGACGAGUGGCGUUGAUCUGCUCCUCUGCCUUGCGCAAGGUAAACAGGUUCCAGCUUUUGACAAGUGGGCAGAGCAGAGGGCCUGAACUUCCUGAGCAAAAGGAAGCAGAGGUGGAGAGGAAUCGGAGAAUCCCAGAAUCCCUUGUGCUAUCGCCCAGCAUGGUGGGCGGGGCUCUCCCUUUGCUGAUGCAGGGUCUAAACAGCAUGGAACCUGUGUCUCAUUGGACCAUCACCAACACACCAUGCCGUUGGUUCGUAGUUCGUGGGUUCCUUAACGGGGACAGGGGAGGGUGUCAGCGGCCCGUGUUUGCCAAUGUCUGGUACUGACCCUGGUAACGACAUAGGCAGCAUUAAGGGAAAGAGGUGCUUUUGAAAUUCAGCCUUAAGGGAUUUUUAAAAAAAUAAGUCUUAAAGACUUCUUGAUAAUUUCUUUUCAAAAGUAUUAAUAUUUUAAUAACAUUAAGUGUCAGUUUGCCAAAAUUAAUACUUCUACCCCUCUCCUUUUUAAAUCCCCAAAUCCAACAGCAUCCGUUACUGGGAAUGCUGAAAAUAAAGUUACAUUAAGAUAACAUAAAUUUCGAUUUUUGCAAACACUUUUCAGUUAAGGCGAAAGAAUUCCACCCCUACCCUGCUGCUGCAGAAGUCCACUUAAAGAGAAAAGCAAGGCUAGAGGCAGAUGAUCGCUCCUUUAGAGCGGAAGGCAGUUUGAGAGAGAGCCAGCUGGUGAUGGGUUUAUAUACUCAUCCCACUUCUACCCCUGGAUACAUUGGUAGGGUUUUGUAUUGUUUCAAAAACCUCCCAAACCUGCUUGACUAGAGGUAACAGUGGGACAAAAGACCUUCUCAUGCCCAGCACAGGAAGUGUUUGUCUUUCUAAAGCCACUUUCAACUCUCUUAAAAAUGAUGUCUGUCUCCAGUCUAACACUGAAUCAGAUGGCAUUUUCCAAUCACGGUUGCUUGGGUGGGAUUAUCUUGUAUAAGCAUCAGGAUGGUUAAAGAGGCAACUGGAAAUUCAGUAAGUGGUCACGUCCGUUUAGUUCUGAAAUACAUUCACUGGCACUGCAGGCGUUAUGGCCAACUUGCCUUGCCUGUUCGAAAUGUCAGCUGUGUCUACAUCCAUGUGGGCAAUGAAACGCGCUGCAAUUGGGCACAAGUACCGGCAUGAUUGCUGUGUUUACACUUGCACCACAUCAGGAGAAGAACUGGGGUUUCCUGCACCAUGUAGCACCUCUUGUAACAACCACAUUUAGCCAGAGUUCCUCCUGCAGCGGCAUAAGCGUAGCUGUAAUGAAAAGUGUUGGCUAAUGGUAUUCUGUUUUAAGUAGGUUUAUUACUUAAGGACAAUGUAGAUUCCUGUCUUUUUCUCCCAGGGGGAAAAAAAAAGUUUGGCAUCUUUCUACAAUUGAACCCUACAAAGGGAACCACUCUGUGUGAACAACACAGCAAGCCUUUUCUAACUUGCCUUUAGUCACUUCAGUAAUCCUCGAUCCUCCCAGAGUGCAGGACACGGAAUAAAGGACUCAAGUUAAAGGAAGCCAGAUUCCAGCUGGACAUCAGGAAAAACUUCCUGACUGUUAGAGCAGUACGACAAUGGAACCAGUUACCUAGGGAGGUUGUGGGCUCUCCCACACUAGAGGCCUUCAAGAGGCAGCUGGACAACCGUCUGUCAGGGAUGCUUUAGGGUGGAUUCCUGCAUUGAACAGGGGGUUGGACUCGAUGGCCUUGUAGGCCUCUUCCAACUCUGCUAGUCUAUGAUUCUAUGAUUCUAAUACCUUUCCAUCAGUGCUACACAGCUGGCGACCCGUAGGAUAGACCCCAGUUGGCCCAUGGCUCACACAAGCUCGUCGAAGGGUUAAAAGAGGCCCCUUAGUUUCAGCCAACCUCUUCCUCACAACCAGAUGCAGGGAAGUGUGUGGGGUGGGCAGGGACGCGGGAGGAACUGUCCAGAAAUACGGGCUGACCACUGUGAUAUUCCCUGGAAUUCCUCCCCAUCCCACCUUCUCCAGUAAGACGCAUAUUGGUCAGAGAGUGGCCACUUCCACCAGCGCUGAGCUAUCUGGUUGAGUAGGUAGGAUCCUUUUCCCUCUUCCCUCCAUACUGCUGCAACUCCAGGUCACUGUAGAUUUGCAGCAGUGUGAAGAAGGUUGCCCAGCUUGUAUGGAAAGCUGCUGCUGCAUGCAAACACCUGGUCCAGUGAGGCAGUGGCCGAGAGCUGCAGUUUUUUAGGUCUGGCUUAUACAUUCACCUGAACGGAGUAGUAUGCAGCUUUUCCUGGAUUGUACCAAUUUCCAAAAAAGCCCCAACUUCAAGUAUGACCUGAUGGGAUCUGAGCUGGUGGCGACCGACCAAGAAAGAGAUCUUGGGGUUCUGGUGAACAGACCGAUGAAAAUGUCCACCCAGUGUGCGGACGCUGUAAAGAAGGCAAAUGCCAUGUUAGGCACAAUUAGAAAAGGAACUGAGAAUAAAACUGACAGUGUCAUACUGCCUUUAACCAAAUCUGUGGUGCAGCCACACUUAGAAUACAGUGCAUAGUUUUGGUCACCACACCUCAGAAAAGGUAUUGUAGAACUGGGGGGGUGGGGGUGGGAAAGUGCAGAAAAGGGCAACUCAAACGAUCCAGGGCUGGAGCAUCUCCCCUAUGAGGGAAGGUUACAACAGCUGGGAUUGUUCAGCUUGGAAAAAAAAAGGAGGCUGAGGGGAGACAUGAUAGAGGGGUACAAAAUUAUGCAUGGUGUGGAGAAUGUGAAUAGGGAGACAUUUUCCCCCUCUCUCAAAAUACUAGAACUCGUGGUCCUCCCAUGAAACUGAUUGGUGGGAGAUUCAGGACAAUAAAAGGAAGGACUUCUUUACACAGCGCAUAGUUAAACUCUGGAAUUUACUUCCACAAGAUGUGAUGGCCACCAAUUUGGAGGGCUUUAAAAGGGCGUUGUAUAAAUUCCCGGAGGAGAAGGCUCUCCAUGGCUACUAGCCCUGAUGGUUAUGUGCUACCUCCAGUAUCCAAGGCAGUAAGCCUGUGUGCACCAGUUGCUGGGGAACAUGGGCGGGAGGGUGCUGUUGCACCUGUGUCCUGCUUGUGGGUCCCUGGUCAACGUCUGGUUGGCCACUGUAUGAACAGAGCGCUGGACUAGAUGAAGUUUAUGUUCUUACGUUCUUACUACUUUAAGAUGUGGAGUGUUGGGGGCUUGCUUGUUGGAACUUCCUCUAUGGAAUAAAACAACCACAACCACAAAACUCGCAAGCCAAGGAGGUGGUUUCAAUUUAGGCUUCACCCUGACAUGGCUAACUUUCUACACACAGGGAGGUUUUUCUUUUUGGUUUUAACGGAUGAGUAUUCAAGCAUGCAACCACGUGCAGCGGAGGCUCCGAUGUCAGUGGGGCAGUGAAUCCGCUGUGGGUUUCAGUCAGAUCCAGUCACAACUCUCAAGGAGCUAGCCCAGGUGCUCUAUCCAAGGAUUCACUACCCCACAGACAGUGGAGCCACCAGCCUCCACUACCUGCACACCACGUCAAGUGCACUCUGUGGGAAGCUUUGCCGCCUGGAUUCUCUUGAAUUUCAACUGGAAAGCAGCCCUCAUCUUCUGGCCUGUUUUGAUGGACAUCCGCCCUUUCCAGCAGACAGAUCCUGUAACUUCUUAUUACACACUCUGCGAGUGCUUCUAACAGCUUGUUCCGAAAAUUAGAGAACCUUUCUCCAGCAACUGGGUCACCUCACCAGCCUGGACAUUUGUGUUAACAUAGGCCGCAAUCCUAUGGGAAUCCCCCCUGUGCACGCCCCACUGACAUGAAUCGGAUCGCCAUUCAUUCAUGUCUCCCUUUCAUUCCACUGGGGCUCACGCAGGAGAAAUUCCCUGCCAGAUGGUGCCCCUAGGUUCUUGUACCUAAUAUUUUAGGUAUUGAUCUCUCUCUCUCUCUCUCUCUCUCUCUCUCUCUCUCUCUCUCUCUCUCUCUCUCUCCUUUUUAAUGUAUGACAAUUUAUUUUUUAUUUCCUCAGAGCAUCUUUAUAUUAUUUAAUUUUAUAUAAAAAAGGAAAAACAUUAGUAGCGUGUGUUCUAGUGUAGCAUUUUUACUGCUAUUUCUCUAUUGUGUUUCCCCCUUCUCCUUAACACAACAACUACCUCAUGCUUGUUUAAAAAAGGAAAAUAAAAGCAGUAGAUUUUG